AUGGGGUCGCACCCCGUAACUCGACCACACUGCUGCCCUUGCCCCUUGCCGGACCGGGCUGGGUCGCACCGGGGGUCGCGUCCCGCCCGCCUCCGGGGCUGCCCCGUCCUCGCACCCUCCCCCACGGCGACCUCCCGCCGCCAGGGGGCCGUCACCUCCGCGAAGCCGCUCCGCUCGCUCUCGUCUGUCCAGCCAAUCAGCGCGCGGCGUUUCGGCGGGAAGGCGGAAGUGGCGCUGCCAGGCGCGGCCAUGGCGGAGGCGCGGCCGCUGCGGCUGCUGGCGCUGCACGGGUACCGGCAGAGCGCCCGCCGCCUCCGCCAGCGCACCGGCGCGCUCCGCAAGGCCCUGCGCGGCCGCGCCGAGCUGGUGCCCAUCGACGCGCCGCACCGCCUGCCCGCCAGCGCUGAGGACGACCCCGACGGGGAUGAUCCCCCCCGCGGCUGGUGGUUCUCCGGGCCCGGCACGUUCGAGGCGGGCGAAGCGGCCGCGGCUCCGGCGGGGCUGGAGGAGUCGCUGUCGGCCGUGGCGGCGGCGCUGGCGGAGCACGGGCCCUUCGACGGUCUGCUGGGCUUCAGCCAGGGCGCGGCGCUGGCCGCCAUGGUGUGCGCGCUGCGGGCCCGCGGCGACCCGCGCUUCCCGGUGGCCUUCGCCGUGCUGGUGGCCGCGUUCGCCAGCCGCGCCCCGGCACACGGACACUUCUACCGGGAGCCCAUCGCCCUGCCCUCGCUGCACGUCGUGGGCGACACGGACGCCGUGAUCGCAGCGGCGCUGAGCAGGGAGCUGGCGCAGUGCUUCGUGGAGCCCGUGGUGCUCUCGCACCCCGGCGGGCACUUCAUCCCCGCGGCUGCGGCGCAAAAGAAAGCCUACCUGGAAUUCCUGGAACGCUUCUGCCCCGGGCAGGGCCAGGCCGAGCGCCCAGAGGCUGGGGAGGCUCGAGAAGGGGCUCUGUAAUAAAGAAGGGCUCUGGUGAGCCAUGUGCAGCCACCCAUCCUGUGAAACAUCACUGUUUCCGUGCCUCCAGAGGGACCAGAGAACAGCUCACUGCACAUUCUGCUCUUCAGUGUUCACCCAGGCCAGGCUAAAUGGUUCUUUUAUCUCCCUUUUUUUCAGCUUUGUUGUAUACAUCAGUAUAAAAUACAUACGUAUAUAUA
Messenger RNA from Melozone crissalis (California towhee), 1151 nucleotides. RefSeq names its product OVCA2 serine hydrolase domain containing (gene OVCA2). Gene Ontology annotation, cellular component: cytoplasm; nucleus. The record is from RefSeq and is a predicted model, not a curated record. Gene Ontology annotation, biological process: response to retinoic acid. Lineage: Eukaryota; Metazoa; Chordata; Aves; Passeriformes; Passerellidae.